CAAGGAAGCAUAACUCUCCGUUAGCAAAGCGAAUGUUGACAAAUAAAGAGAGACCCUUUUCUUGGAUUUGGUGAAAUUGAUUUCAGAGGUCAUGUCUUUGCUUGUUGCUAGCAUCGACUUUGGGACAACAUAUUCGGGCUGGGGAUUUUCGUUCAGACAUGAAUUCGAAAGUGACCCUACAAAAGUAUCUGCGAAAAACUGGUCAGGCGGACAACUCGUUUCACAGAAAGGACCUACAUGCGUGUUGAUUUGUCCUGAUGGGAAAACGUUGGACGAGUUUGGCUACAAAGCAGAGAACAAGUAUGCUGAAAUGGCUCUGGACAAGGGUCACAAGCAGUGGUACUACUUUAGAAGAUUUAAGAUGAAGUUGUUUAAACAAGGGGGAGUUGGACGGAAACUCAUGCUUGAGGACGAAACCGGACAGAAAAGUCUUCCAGCUAAAAUUGUAUUUUCGGGGGCAAUUAGGUAUUUGAAGAACGAUUUGAUUAAAGAAUCCGAGAAAAGAAUAACAGGAGGUGGAAUCACCGAUGCUGACAUAAACUGGGUGCUUACAGUUCCUGCAAUCUGGAAUGAUGCAGCCAAACAGUUCAUGCGAGAGGCAGCUGAAGAAGCAGGAAUUGCAGGCGACAAACUGACGAUAGCACUUGAGCCUGAAGCAGCAUCAGUGUUUUGUAGACAUUUGCCUUUGGACACGACCGCUAGCGCAAUCACAUCUUUGGCCUCUUUCAAGGCGGGGACCAAGUAUUUAGUGCUCGACGCGGGAGGGGGAACUGUAGACAUAACGGUCCACGAGGUUGGUGGAAGUGGUGAGUUAAAGGAACUGUACAAGGCCAGCGGAGGAGCAUGGGGCGGAACAAAGGUGGACGAUGCAUAUGAAAAGUUCUUAGUUGAAAUAACAGGACCUGGUGUAAUGGGCACUUUCAAGGAAAAUCACAUGGACGACUAUAUUGACCUGUUGCGCGACUUUGAAAUCAAGAAGAGAGAUAUAUCUACGAAAAAGAGUGGCGGAAAAGUUAUUCUUCGCAUGCCGGUGGCAUUGGUUAAAACCGUCAAGGAGGUCACUGGAAAAACAAUGAAGGAAACCAUUGUUGGGUCAGUGUACGGAGAGCGCAUCAAGCAUCAUGGGGACAAAAUCCAAGUUGACGCCGAAAUAGUCAUUGAGCUGUUUGACGAACCAGUUACCAGCAUUCUAAACCACGUGUCCACUCUUUUAAACAGAUCUGCUGUGCGUGGCUGCAACAAGAUUGUCAUGGUUGGUGGAUUUUCAGAAUCGCCAAUAUUGCAGGAACGAGUCCAGAAACGUUUUUCUGGAAUGUCUGUCAUCGUACCGAACGAAGCAGGGCUCGCUGUGUUGAAAGGCGCGGUGAUAUUCGGACACAGUCCGACUACUAUCGCUGAAAGGGUUUGUAAGUUAACGUAUGGGUAUAGCACGACCCAUCUUUACUCUGAGACAUGUUCGCACCCAACAGGAAGACGUGAAACAGACAAGAAUGGAGAUAUGAGAUGCUACGAUAUAUUUAAAAUACGGGCAAGGGCAGGCGAAAAAGUAAAAUUAUCACAAGAGGGUCCAGAAUCAGCAGCUACACCUGUUUCGGCAUCUCAAAAGGCCGUUGGAUUUGAAAUCUACGCUAGCAGAAAUCCUAAUCCAAGUCAUACGACUGAAAAGGGAUGUUCAAAGAUAGGCAAACUAAGAAUACCAAUCGACGACACUUUACUUGGAAAAGCUCGCGAAUUUGGCGUUCGUUUCAUAUUUGGUGGAACUGAGAUUGAGGUGAAAGUGGAAGACAAAGCAGAUAAGCGAGUAUUUCGAAAAAGAGUGGACUUCCUUGGAUAACAAUGUAAAUGGUUUGCAUGCUCACUGCCAAAAUUUUGAUACGUUUUAUAGACGUUUUCAAUAAAUUCUACUGAACAUAAUGACAUGCCGAAAGCAUGCAUUAGGAUUGGAAUUGACUUGAAUCAUGUUGGAUGUGCAAUAUGCAGAUAAACGGAUUUCAAGACUUAUAUAUAUGUUUUUAUUUGAUUUUGUUGAGUGAAUAUCAUUUUAAUUUUAUGAAACAUGUGAUAGUUAAUUAUUCGUCUUUGUAGUCGCGAUUAUUUUUUUUUUUAUUUUUUUAUAUGUUUACAUUGUGUACAUACUUGUUGACAUGUAUUGAAGAAAUUCAUUUUUCAAUACCCCAUUAAUAACUGAAUAUUGACCAGAUUGCAUCACGUUGCCGCCGAUAAAACAAAAAGCGAGAACACAACUUUUUUACGUAUUGGUGUAUUGUCUGCCUCAGACCAAUAGAACUUUCUAUUAAAAUGCAUUCAUUAAAUGCAUUCAUAUUGCUCAUGCAGAUUAGUAGUGGUAUACGCAUACUGUGUUAUAAUUUGUUAUAUUCCAGUUGAUAAAUAAAUAUACCUUUUGAAAUGUC
Mya arenaria is the source of this 2411-nucleotide messenger RNA. RefSeq names its product heat shock 70 kDa protein 12B-like. The record is from RefSeq and is a predicted model, not a curated record. NCBI's taxonomy places the organism in Eukaryota, Metazoa, Mollusca, Bivalvia, Myida, Myidae. Gene Ontology annotation, molecular function: ATP-dependent protein folding chaperone; ATP binding. The transcript is spliced from 7 exons. Bases 92 to 1834 code for a protein of 580 amino acids.